This is a messenger RNA of Aphidius gifuensis, 1008 nucleotides long. RefSeq names its product 60S ribosomal protein L7a (gene RpL7A). The coding region runs from base 123 to 929 and encodes 268 amino acids. The record is from RefSeq and is a predicted model, not a curated record. Lineage: Eukaryota; Metazoa; Arthropoda; Insecta; Hymenoptera; Braconidae. Gene Ontology annotation, cellular component: ribonucleoprotein complex. The transcript is spliced from 5 exons. Gene Ontology annotation, biological process: ribosome biogenesis.
UUCACUACAUAGAAUAUCUCGUUCUUUUUAUCCUCCACGUUUUCGGAGGUUGUAUGCUCUAGGAUUAUCCUCGUGGGCAUUUGAUUAUUAAUUAGUAAUCUUUGAUAUAUUUGCCAAUUAAAAUGGUUCAAAAAAAGCCAAAGAAGAGAGUAGGAAAAAAGGUUGCAGCAGCACCUUUGGCUGUCAAGAAAGUUGAACAAAAAAAGCAGACAAAUCCUCUUUUUGAAAAACGUACACGUAAUUUUGGAAUUGGUCAAGAUAUCCAACCAGAACGUGAUCUCAGCAGAUUUGUUAGAUGGCCAGCAUACAUUCGUAUUCAACGCCAAAGGGCUGUACUCCAGAAGAGGUUGAAGGUACCACCACCAAUCAAUCAAUUCACCCAAACACUCGACAAACAAACUGCAACCCAGUUGUUUAAAAUCUUGGACAAAUACAGACCAGAAUCUGCUGAUGCCAAGAAGAAGAGAUUGAAGCUCAGAGCUGAAGCUAAAGUUGCAAAAAAAGAAGAUACACCAACAAAACGACCAAAUGUUGUUCGUAGUGGCACCAACACAGUCACAACAUUGGUUGAACAAAAGAAAGCUCAACUCGUUAUCAUUGCUCAUGAUGUUGAUCCAAUUGAGGUUGUUCUUUUCCUCCCAGCUCUUUGUCGUAAAAUGGGUGUACCAUACUGUAUUGUCAAAGGCAAAGCUCGUUUAGGACGUCUUGUUAGACGCAAGACCUGCACAACUGUUGCUCUUACACAGGUUGACUCAGCUGAUCGUGCCAACUUCUCAAAGGUUGUUGAAGCCAUCAAAACCAACUUCAAUGAUAGACACGAUGAAAUCAGACGUCACUGGGGUGGUGGUCUUCUUGGUAGCAAGUCAGCUGCUCGUAUUUCUAAAUUGGAAAAAGCAAAGGCUAAAGAACUUGCCCAAAAACAAGGUUAAGUCUUUUAAUGUACAACAACAAAAAAACAACAAAUAAAUAAAAACAAAAAAAAAAUUAUAAUUAUAAUUAUUAUUAUUA